GAUGUCUUCUAAUGUAAGUUCCUUUGAUGAAUUGAACGGUACCAAACUGCAGCGCAAGGAAGCUCCUUCUUGAUCUUGGAAAUACCAUUUUCUCUUGAUGCCGAUUAAGAGCUAUGUGAAGUGUCAAAGGUCCCUGAGUCACCAGACAUCAAGAUGUCAGACAGUGACGGAGACGUUGUGGUUGCCGAGGAGGCAACCCCUGAGAGCCUUGUAGAUCAACCAAAUUCUCAUCACUCAAACAAUCCCAAUACCAGUACUACCCAAUCCUGCCAGUCCAUCCAAGAAAAUGGCGCCCUCUCAGUUGAGAGGACAGACAAUCAGGGUUCCUCUUCAGCUGCUGCUGAUGUCACAUCAAUCAGUCACAGUGCUGAAGUCAAUAAACAAAGUACUACUCACGUGUCUACAGGGACAGUUAGGAAUAUCCAUGACUCAAAUGGUGAUGGUACUCUAGGGCAGGGAGCUGGAUCUUCUCCUUGUCAAAGCGGUGCCAUCAGUUCUACACUUUGUGCAACCAACUGUGCCGAAAACAGUACUUCACCUUCUGCAGGGUUAGUCGCUUCUGGAGCAGGGAGACCUUGUAGUACUUCUACACCUCUGGCAGCUGGAGGCCAGAGGUAUCCGAGCCAGCUCACAAGGAAUUAUAAUCAGGAUAGGGAACAUUUUGAACGAGAAGAAGAAGAGAAUUGGGAAGAGGUUGCUGAAGGGAUGGGUAACGUGGCAGGAUCCAUCCUGGGCUACUCGCCUCUGGUCUUUGAAAACAAUGAGGAAGGAGGGGAUGAACAAUUAGAUGAACUCUAUGUGCCUAUCAGUGGAUACGAGGUCAUGGAACAAAGGGCGAAGUUCACUGUUUUCAAAUUAAAUGUGCAGAAAACAGCAACUGAAGGAUAUUUCAUCUUCCGGAGAUACACAGAUUUCACAAGACUAAAUAUGAAGCUGAAGAUUCUCUACCCAUGUUUCCGCCUGGCCUUGCCUCCUAAGCGAUGGUUUGGUAAUAACUUUGACCCCAUCUUUCUGGAAGAUCGCAUGCUGGGUCUCCAAGCCUUUCUUAACAAUAUCACCGGUCACAAAGAGAUUAGGAAGAGUGCACCAGUCAAAGAGUUCCUGUGUCUGAAUGAUCCACCCGGACCUCAUGACAGUCUGGAAGAGAGCAGGGUCAUGGUAGAAUCUUUGGGAAGAAGUUGCAUAUAA
Lytechinus variegatus (green sea urchin) is the source of this 1188-nucleotide messenger RNA. RefSeq lists its product as uncharacterized. Bases 154 to 1188 code for a protein of 344 amino acids. The record is from RefSeq and is a predicted model, not a curated record. The transcript is spliced from 6 exons. Gene Ontology annotation, biological process: protein targeting to lysosome; endosome to lysosome transport; early endosome to late endosome transport. NCBI's taxonomy places the organism in Eukaryota, Metazoa, Echinodermata, Echinoidea, Temnopleuroida, Toxopneustidae. Gene Ontology annotation, cellular component: early endosome; late endosome; extrinsic component of endosome membrane. Gene Ontology annotation, molecular function: phosphatidylinositol binding.